AUGUCGGAUAUAGAAUCAAAUAAUCAAUCGCAUCCAAGUACUUUAAACACUGAUGAAGUUUUAAAUGAUCAUAGACAUCAAAUAGAUAAUACAUGUGCUAUAUCAGAUGAUGAAUAUGAUCCAAUAAGCAAUACAUCACAACAACAACAACAACAACAAGAAUCAAAAUCAUCAUCUACUAAAUCUCGUUCACAAUCACAACCAUUAAACCAAUUACCACCAGAUAAGAGAAAAAAUUCAAGAAGAAGAUCUAGUAUUAAUAAUGAAAAAUAUAUUGCACUGCAAAAUUUACAGAAAAUGCAACAAAAUAAAGUUUAUAUGAGUUCAUUAAAGAAAGAUUUUAAUUUAAAUUAUGAUAAUGAUGAUAAUAAUACUUUCCCAAUUCCAAUAUUCAAUAAACGUAGAAAAAGUACAAUUGAUGAAAUGACAAGAACAAAGACAAAUGAUUCACAAUCUUCAAAAAUUAAUUUACAACCACCUAAUAAUAAUCAACCACAUGAAAGAAGACUAAGUAAAAGUUCAAUAGAUUCAGAAGCUGAUUCUCAUGCAUCAAGAUCCUCACAAGAAACUGAAGAAGAUGUUUGUUUUCCAAUGUUGCGUGAACAUGUUAGAAUUAAUGGUAUUGAUUUUGAUGAAAUUGAUGAAUUUAUAAGAGAAGAACGUGAAGAAACUGAAAGGCAACAAGAAUUUCUAGCAAGAAAUAAAACUAAUGAAUUUGGAUAUCCACAAUAUUCAUCAUCAGCUUCAAUUCAUACUGGUAAUAGAUCAUCAGCAGCUAUGAAAUACACACCAAAGAAUAUACUUCGCAAUUUCACCAGGGAAAAAGUUGUUGAAGAUACUACUUCAUCAGAUGAUGUUGAAAUGAAGACUAUAAAUGAUGAUAGUGUUGAACAAGUUAAAUUUGGUGGGGCAAGAAUUUCUGAUGGUACUAAUGGUACUUUACCUGAUCGUUUUUCAUUUUUCCAUUCAGAAAAUGAAGAAACUAUACAUGCUCCAGAUAUUCAAUCAUUAAUAUCACCAAAUCAAUCAGUACGUGAAUUAUUUAAAAAUGGUGAAAAAACUUGGUGGUUAGAUUGUACUUGUCCAACAGAUUCAGAAAUGAAGAUGCUUGCAAAAGCUUUUGGUAUUCAUCCAUUAACUGCAGAAGAUAUUAGAAUGCAAGAAACAAGAGAAAAAGUUGAAUUAUUUAGAAGUUAUUAUUUUGUAUGUUUUCAUACAUUUGAACCAGAUAAAGAAAGUGAAGAUUAUCUUGAACCAAUAAAUGUUUACAUUGUUGUAUUUAGAGAUGGUAUUUUAAGUUUUCAUUUUUCGCCAAUUAGUCAUCCAGCAAAUGUAAGAAGAAGAGUUAGACAAUUACGUGAUUAUGUUGAUGUUACUGCAGAUUGGUUAUGUUAUGCAUUAAUUGAUGAUAUAACUGAUGGUUUUGCUCCUAUAAUUCAUGCAAUUGAAUAUGAAGCAGAUGCAAUUGAAGAUGAUGUAUUUGUUGCUAGAGAUACGGAUUUUAGUAAUAUGUUACAAAGAAUUGGUGAUUCAAGAAGAAAAGUAAUGACAUUAAUGAGAUUAUUAUCUGGUAAAGCUGAUGUUAUUAAAAUGUUUGCAAAAAGAUGUCAAGAUGAAGCAGCAGGAUAUCAAAAUCAACAACAAAAUCAACAACAAAAUCAACAACAACAACAACAACAACAAACAUUUUCACCUGAAAAUUCAUCAAUUAAUAUUCAACAACAAAAUUCAUUUCAACCACAUUCUUUAAAUUGGCAACAACAAAAUUAUAAUCCAGCUAGACCAAGAGCAGAUAUUGCUUUAUAUCUCGGUGAUAUUCAAGAUCAUAUAAUUACAAUGUUUCAAAAUUUAUUAGCAUAUGAGAAAAUCUUUAGUAGAUCACAUUCAAAUUAUCUUGCACAAUUACAAGUUGAAUCAUUUAAUUCAAAUAAUAAAAUUCUGGAAAUGUUUUCAAAAGUUACAUUGAUUGGUACUAUGUUAGUUCCAUUGAAUUUAGUUACUGGUUUAUUUGGUAUGAAUGUUAAAGUUCCAGGGCAGGAUGCUGAAACAUUGGCUUGGUUUUUCGGUAUACUUGGUGUUUUAAUUGUUGUUAUAUUAGUUAGUUUAUGUUUUGCAAAUUGGUGGUUAAAUAGACUUAAUAGAGCUAUCAAAGAUGGUGAAGCAAGACCAAUUUUUAAUUCAAGAAGACUGAUUAGAAGUUUAGGUAUGAGAAGAAAUACAGCAAAACUGAUUAUAAGUUUUCCAAAUAAAUAUGAAUAA
Messenger RNA from Insectozyma verbasci, 2259 nucleotides. NCBI's taxonomy places the organism in Eukaryota, Fungi, Ascomycota, Pichiomycetes, Serinales, Debaryomycetaceae. The record is from the annotation of a GenBank genome assembly.